AAAUGUUCAAUCCAAUCCAGAAUCCACUCGCAUUGUUUUGUUUUGUACAUUUCGUAAUCGUUAUUGUUUAGGCGACGGCCGUCAAAGCGAAAAGUCGUUCGCAGCUCUCCGUAUGACCCCGUUUUAGAAAAAGGGCCCGUUUCGGGUCAAUCCAAAGUGUUUCCUCUUUAAACAGAGUGCGACAGACGACAAGGAGCCCCUCAGGCACUUCCGUCGUGUGCAAUGUCGUCUGCCAAACUGAGGGAGCAGGUAGAGGCCUAUUUCCGCGGCCUCAACUAUCAGUCUUCGAGGGUCAUGACUGAUCUGUCGCUCGUCAGAGCACAACACCCGGACGACUGGGACCGCCUUCCCGAAGAGAGCAGGGGCCGGAUCGUCUGGGAGAAGCUCGUGCGUCCGCAGGUCGGUGACAAGUACGACUCGUGUUCUCGGCAGUGCGCCGAGGUCAGGGUGUUUCCCGUGAUCGGCCUGAAGACGGGCGAAAAAGUAGUCACCGACGAAGAUGCGACAAACAACGCCCACUCCAAAAAAAUAGGGUCGUGGAGAGAUGAACACUCGGCACCUUUUAGCUGGGAGACGCAGAGCCAGCUGAACGUCCGCAUCUCUCAAUCCGUGGACGAAGUCGACCGUCCCGAAUCCAAAGCCGAGCCCCCCAUCGAGCCAAAGAUUGAUCCACCAAAGGCUGCGGAGUCCAGCGUGGCAGAGUCAAGGGUUCCCGGACCCAAGGCGGCGGAAACGAAAGCCGCGGAUGUGCCCAAGAUUGCACCGGAGCACAAGGUUGUUGACGCGAGGCCAGCCGAGGCCAGAGUGGCCAACGUUGACGUCACGAAAGUUAAUGAACCGAGGGCCCUGGAGUGCCGGCUGCCUCAGACGUCCAAGUCCCAGGAGUCGAUGAGCUCGGUAGCUUCGAGGGGUUCUUCGAACCCUCCAACUCCCAGUGAGCGUAAAGGGGGCCGCCGCAGGGCCCCCACGCCCCCCAAGGCUCCGCCCCCUGAUCCCCCGAGGCCGAAGAUGGCGCCGCCACACCCUCCGGCAGCUGCCGUCGUGGUACCAGCGCCAGCUGUGAAAACCUUGCCAGAGGUUCCGAAGAGGCACCCGUCGAGCAAGCCGCCGGCUCCACCCGUGCCCAAGGUUAAAGUCCAGGUCACCGAGGCUCCCCAGCCCACCGAUCGGGGAGCCGUGGCCAAGCCUCCGCCCCAGAAGCCGGCGCCCAAAGCGGACGAGAAGCCCGCCGGCGUCGUUCCGGCUAGGGAGCGACCCAACACGGUGCACAGUUCGGAAGUCGCGGGGAUUCCCAAGACUGGUUUCGACUUCCUUGACAACUGGUAACCCGAAACAAGGGCGGCACGCGACGACAGGCAGCCUCGCUUGCUCUACAAGCCUCCUUGGCUCGUCUGCGAACAAGAGGAGGGCGUUCUGAAUCUCAACAUGCACGCAAAUCCAUUUUUGACGCUUUGUCGUACCUAGUAGGGCCAGCGUUGUUCUCAGUUACGGUUACAUAUUACAUGUUUUACAAUUGAGCCUCAUUUUAAUGUUCUACCGCAUUUCUUCCUACAGUUGUUUGUGCUUUUCUUUUUUAAAGGAAAGAAUGUGACACUGAUAAGCUCACAUAUUUACACAAUGGUUAUUAUUACAAGUCAUGGCAAGCCAAACCAAACAAUAAUUCUUCCGUAUUGUCUAAUUUUUCUUUUAUAUAUUUUGUUGGUUACAUCAUUCUGUUACUACGAGUUGGAUUUGAAGUUUAUUUUCAUUCGCUCUAAACAAUUUAGUUCGAGCUGAAUGUGUAAAUUGUGCCUUUUGUGACUUUUUACCAAUCUACUGGUGAAACCUAGCUGGGCUUUUUGAUGUGAAAUCACAAUUUUUUCUAUGUAAAUUCUGCUUUAGACUAGUCAGAGCUUACUUGCUCGGUGAAUUUAAGCCUCGCAGCAAAACUUGAACCCUCCCUCCAGUACUAUUUUUCUAACUCGAGUGGUGCAGCUUUUGUCCUGGACUAAAUAUACCCAAGAGCGCUUUUUUCGAAACGUUUUUUUGUAUGUGUGCAGGAGCAUAAUAAAGCUUUAUGCUUUGAUAACAGA
Molecule: messenger RNA, 2072 nt
Organism: Ixodes scapularis (black-legged tick)
Lineage: Eukaryota; Metazoa; Arthropoda; Arachnida; Ixodida; Ixodidae
Exons: 5
Coding region: 223-1326 (367 amino acids)
Source: RefSeq, a predicted model, not a curated record